Molecule: messenger RNA, 1438 nt
Organism: Poeciliopsis prolifica (blackstripe livebearer)
Lineage: Eukaryota; Metazoa; Chordata; Actinopteri; Cyprinodontiformes; Poeciliidae
Product: secretory carrier-associated membrane protein 5-like
Exons: 7
Coding region: 176-865 (229 amino acids)
Biological process (GO): protein transport
Cellular component (GO): trans-Golgi network membrane; recycling endosome membrane
Source: RefSeq, a predicted model, not a curated record
CCUUAAAUUAGUACUGCUGCUACACCGGGCAGAAGAAAGUGCUGUUAUCUCCCAAUAGCGAGGCCUGAGGCGGCGGUGGAUCGGUAUUAGGUGUGUUCGGGACACAGGUGAACUCACGGCUUGAAGGGCCUGGCGGAAGAUUAAAUCUCAAAGCGAAUCACCACGGUGUGUCCACAUGGCCGAUACGGAGCCCAAUUUCCCUCCUCUGCCCGGGUUUGUUCCUCUGAAGCCCUGCUUCUACCAGAACUUCGAGGAGAUCCCUGAUCAGCACCGCAGCAUGUGCAAGAAAAUGUACAACCUGUGGAUCUUGAACAGUGCCACCCUCGCAGUGAAUUUCGUCGGUUGCUUUGCUUGGAUGUUUGGCGGCGGCGGAGUGACUAACUUCGGGUUAUCCCUCAUCUGGCUACUGAUGUUCACCCCUUGCUCCUACGUGUGUUGGUUCAGGCCCAUUUACAAGGCGUUCAAGUCAGACAGCUCCUUCAACUUCAUGCUGUUCUUCUUUGUGUUCAUGGCCCAAGUUGGGAUCAGCAUCAUCCAGAGCAUCGGUAUUCCAGGAUGGGGAGUAUGCGGCUGGUUAGCCACCAUCUCCUUCUUCAGCUAUAACAUUUUCAUUGCUUUAGUCAUGCUCAUCCCGACAAUCAUGUUCACGGCUGUGGCCUCGCUGUCCUUCAUUGCACUCACCAAGAUCCAUAAUUUCUAUCGCGGCACUGGGGCGAGCAUGUCCAAAGCGCAGGAGGAGUGGGCUACGGGAGCCUGGAAGAACCCCCACGUCCAGGCGGCUGCCCAGCAGGCCGCCAUGGGGGCGGCUGCUGGAGCCAUGCAGGACCAAUUCUCCAGCCCGCAGUACAACGACAACCAGAUGUAGCGCCGCCAGGGCGGGAGACGGCAGAACUUUAAUGCCAAAAAUUUCACUUAAGAACAUCAAAACCAUUUUACAUCGGAAAAAAAAGAGAGCAGUGAAUGUCUAUUGGUAGCUCAUUUCCCCCCCCCAAAUCUUCAUAAAAGGGCAUUUGUAUUCUUUGUGUUAUUUUUAGAUUUAAUUUUUAUGAAAACCUAUUUCCUCUUCACUUUGAAGAGGAAACUGUUAAGUGUUGUGAUGACAUAAGAGCCGUGCGCUAAUUUAAAAACCUUUAGCAAUAGAGACUUAUAUGAACAAAAGUGAAAGUGAAUGUACUUCUCAAGCUUUCUGCAUAUGGAACAUAUUUUCGUAGAAAUAUGUAAGAAUCAUGACUUUACAGUAUUUAUAGUAUUUAUAGAAAUAUUUUUGUUAUAUUUGGAAUUUACAUGUAAGCCAGAGAUACUAAUUUUGUAAACAUGUUUUAACGGGUGUUACUCUCAAAAACCUCAAACUAGUGGAACAUUUACAUGACCUUCAACAAUAACGUUGUUUGGAAAUGCAAAUGGAUGUAUUAUAAUAAUAAAAAAAAAAACAAUGCUA